Messenger RNA from Leptopilina boulardi, 2945 nucleotides. RefSeq names its product probable G-protein coupled receptor B0563.6. The record is from RefSeq and is a predicted model, not a curated record. Gene Ontology annotation, cellular component: membrane. NCBI's taxonomy places the organism in Eukaryota, Metazoa, Arthropoda, Insecta, Hymenoptera, Figitidae. Gene Ontology annotation, biological process: G protein-coupled receptor signaling pathway. The transcript is spliced from 6 exons. Gene Ontology annotation, molecular function: G protein-coupled receptor activity. The coding region runs from base 959 to 2116 and encodes 385 amino acids.
CCCGACGAUCGUGUAAAGGCUUUCCUCAUUACGUCGUCUAAUUAGCGUUAUACGCUUCACUGGGUGCAUGCGCGCGUCUAAGACCAUCGCCACACAGGGAAGUGUCAUUUUUUCCCCAGAAUCCAGCUAUGUAGGUUCUUCAGUAUCAGACGCGACGCGACGCGCAUCGGUUUAUCGAUAGACGUGAAAUUUUCAUUGGUUAUCCGCAAAAUAAAAAAUUGCUCAGUGUUUUUUUCUCUCUUAAUUAAAACUAAAAAAGAAAACAAACUUGCUUUUUUUAUUGUGAAGAAAUCGAGAAAUUCUCCUCAAUGUUAGAAUGAAACAGAUUUCACUGGAAAUAGGAUACAUGCGUUAUAAUGAGGUAUCAAUAUCUUUGGACCCUCUUCGGGGAGAAUAUGACAUCGAGAAGGCAUGCACAUUGCUCGUGAUCAGACGAAAUGGAAUUUACAGCUGAAUGUUUAUUAUAACUUGACUGCCCUCGACAAAUGCCUAGUACGUCGAACGUGAGUCGAUUUCAAAUACCACUGCUGCACAUCGAAAUCGUGAGAAACUCACAAAAUGGAACUUUUUACUCACAUGAGGUGCAACAUAAUUGCUUUCGAACGUUUCUUUCAACAAAAGAGAAUACUCCAUAUUUCAGUCAUACGCAAUCGCAUUAUUAUCAUGCAAAAAAGGUUUUAACUAAAAAAUAGCGAUUUCAAUUUUACUUAAAUUUACUUUUCUGUUAGAAAAUUAUUAUUGAAUAAUUAAUAAAAAAUCGCACAAAUAAAGAGCAAAAAUUGUAUAAAAAAGUGAAACAAGAUUGUGAGUUUUCUGAUUGGCUCUCGAUAUAGGAAACGGGCGAAAAAUGGAUCGAUGUGUGUACUGAGCGAAAAGUCUUGUAAAAUGUCAGGAGGUUGAGGAAUAAUAUUAUGAUGGACCGAUCAUGGUGUGGCGAUAGGAGUGUAAACUAAUCAAAAUGAUCAACAUCUCAAAUAUAAGUGAACCCGAAAUUCGUAUUUGUCAAAUUCCGGACGAUUUUGAACUACUUGAGGAUCCACGAACGGCAGUCUUGAGAAGAAUUAGUUAUGGAAUUAUUCUUCCAACCAUAUGCUGUUUGGGAAUUAUUGGAAAUAUUUUGAAUCUCAUUGUACUCACCAGACGUAACAUGAGAGGAACUGCCUACAUUUACAUGAGAGGUUACUCAGCUGCAGCCUUGCUGGCCAUUUGUUUUUGCAUUCCUUUCGCUCUGAGGGUUUUGAUUCACAAGGAGACAGGUCGAUGGAGUAAUUGGCUGCAAGCUUUUUACCACGCGCACUUGGAACUAUUUUUAGGGAACGCUUGUCUGGGCGUCGGAGUAAUGAUGCUGUUGGCCUUGACUGUGGAGAGAUAUGUCAGUGUAUGUCAUCCUGGCCAAUACACUAGACCUUUGUGUGGACCACCUAAUUUGACGGUGGCUCUAAUACCAAUAGCUACAUUCCUUGUCUACAUACCCAGUGUGUUUAGGGGUGAAAUUACAACCUGUCUUCUAGAUGCAGGAGGGCCUUUUAUCUACCAGAAGAGAGAUAGCACUCAAUUUUUAAAUUCAGUCUUUUAUCAAGUGUACAAGAUCGUACUGGAGGUGGUAUUCAAGGUGGCUCCAACAAUUUUAUUAGCGGGAUUCAACCUACGAAUAAUGAUUGUCUAUAGGAAAUCUUGUGAACGUCGUCGAAGGAUGACUCUCUCGAGAACAAUAAGCAAUGAAGAGGAUUCUAGAACAUUUGCUGAAGAGAGAAGGCUGGUUCUUCUGUUAAGCAGUACAAGUAUCCUCUUCCUGGUCUGUGUUAGUCCAAUGGUCAUUUUGAACGUGACUCUCAGUGAAGGCAAUCUGAGCUUGUAUCCUUAUCAGGUAUUCAGGUCUCUGGCAAAUCUGUUGGAGGUGAUAAAUUACUCGAUAACCUUCUACAUCUACUGUCUCUUUUCGGAGGAUUUUCGAAAUACCCUGAUUCGCACUCUACAAUGGCCUUGGGGCAAAGGGGUCGUAAGAGGAAGGGGUGUACCCAUGAAGCGUUCUCCAAUACCAAGACCGACAACCACGACGACACCCCCGACAACCGCUCUAGCCACCCCCGGUCACAGUGCUCGUGCAAGUGUCUAGCAAGACCACACAGACAAAGAAAUAGAAAUCCAGGAAAUAAAGGAAUACUCGUUCAAAGUGUUUGCCAUCGUGUUCACUAGAUUUUCUAUAUUGGAACUGUGACAAUAUGCACAAAGGAAUCAAAUUUCUCAUAUUCAAGUAAAAUAUUUUUUUCAGUAACAAUGCGACCACAAUAAACCUGAACUUUACAACAAAUUAAAGUGACGUAAGACAAUCGAAAAUAAUUUCAUUUGCGCUAAAUUAAACUAUUAUUUUAUUCAUCGAUUUUUCCAAUAUCACAGACUCUUAUCAAUUCGUUGUUAUAUUUUAUAAUAAAUAAUUCGUUGUAAACAAGUUUAUUGUGUAGAAUUCAAGAGAUGAAAUGAACGAGAGAAAUGGUACUUGGAACACUCGUAGAGUGAAAUUAUUUUUCUUAAAGUUCUUAGUACCUGGAAACGUACAUUUUGAAUGCAAAAAUGAGAACGUAUUAUACACGGUGAGAAAGACAUUUCUAAUUCCUUAUUGUAUAAACAACAAUUAUUUAUUUAAAGUAAAAAAUAUCUCUUUGUGACAUUUUUAGAAUCCUCUUCCUUUUAAUGUAGGGAAUAUUGAAAUGGAUGCAUUCCUGGAUAAAGAAGACGGAAGAAAGUCGUUAAUAUUUUCCAUUUGAAGAAAUACUUCUAACUACUUGGUCACGCAGAAUUCUUUGAAAAUAUGUGUACAGAUGUGAUAUAUAAUUUACAUAAACAAAUAAAAAAAUAUACUUAUGAAAAUUAUAAAUAUAUAUAUAUAUAUAUUUCUUUGCAAAUUAAAUAUAAGUAUUUAAUAAUAAAACACAAUAUUCCUGAAA